Cyclopterus lumpus (lumpfish) is the source of this 927-nucleotide messenger RNA. RefSeq lists its product as uncharacterized. The annotation marks the transcript as partial. NCBI's taxonomy places the organism in Eukaryota, Metazoa, Chordata, Actinopteri, Perciformes, Cyclopteridae. The record is from RefSeq and is a predicted model, not a curated record. The transcript has 2 exons.
AGUAGUAGCAGCAGCAGCAGUAGUAGUAGUAGUCUUAGUAGUAGUAGCAGCAGCAGCAGCAGCAGUAGUAGUAGUCUUAGUAGUAGUAGUAGCAGCAGCAGCAGCAGUAGUAGUAGUCUUAGUAGUAGUAGCAGCAGCAGCAGCAGCAGUAGUAGUCUUAGUAGUAGUAGCAGCAGCAGCAGCAGCAGUAGUAGUAGUAGUAGUCUUAGUAGUAGUAGUAGCAGCAGCAACAGCAGUAGUAGUAGUCUUAGUAGUAGUAGUAUCAGCAGCAGCAGCAGCAGUAGUAGUCUUAGUAGUAGUAUCAGUAGUAGUCUUAGUAGUAGCAGCAGCAGCAGCAGUAGUAGUAGUCUUAGUAGUAGUAGCAGCAGCAGCAGCAGUAGUAGUAGUCUUAGUAGUAGUAGUAGCAGCAGUAGCAGUAGUAGUAGUAGUAGUCUUAGUAGUAGUAGCAGCAGCAGCAGCAGUAGUAGUAGUCUUAGUAGUAGUAGCAGCAGCAGCAGUAGUAGUAGUCUUAGUAGUAGUAGUAGUAGCAGCAGCAGCAGUAGUAGAAGUCUUAGUAGUAGUAGCAGCAGCAGCAGCAGCAGUAGUAGUAGUCUUAGUAGUAGUAGUAGCAGCAGCAGCAGCAGUAGUAGUAGUCUUAGUAGUAGCAGCAGCAGCAGCAGUAGUAGUAGUCUUAGUAGUAGUCUUAGUAGUAGUAGUCUUAGUAGUAGCAGCAGCAGCAGCAGCAGCAGCAGUAGUAGUCUUAGUAGUAGCAGCAGCAGCAGCAGUAGUAGUAGUCUUAGUAGUAGUAGCAGCAGCAGCAGCAGUAGUAGUAGUCUUAGUAGUAGUAGUAGCAGCAGUAGCAGUAGUAGUAGUAGUAGUAGUCUUAGUAGUAGUAGCAGCAGCAGCAGCAGUAGUAGUAGUCUUAGUAGUAGUAGCAGCAGCAGCAGU